CCCCGUUGAAUACCUGCCAUUCUCAACAGGUGAAAAAAAAAAAAAAAGUUUGUGACGCCAGGCACGUUACGGUAGAGCCACCUGUGCUACACGUGUGAGCGGUGAGUUUCUUUCCCCCCUGGAGCAGCGAUAUGAAGAGGUCGAAUUGGAAAGUCCAGUUAAAGAGGCAUAAGAUGAUGCCUUGGAUUUAGCUGGCCCACAUGAGUGAUAUGAAUAACACACUGGACGAAAUACACACUUCUGGAAGCCUGGGAGGGAAAGCAGAGAUUUUUCAGAGUGGCAAGGGUAAUGUGAGUGGCUUUCCCAGUCCAGCCCUCAUCCCUUUGAGAGCUCCUUUACUAACACCAAAUGCCCAGAAGUCCAGGACUACGCUCUGCAAGGGGAACAGGAGCAAUAAAGAGGAAGAGGAGUCAUUCUCUACUCCUGUUCCAAACCCUUUUCCUGAGCUUAUCCCUUCAACCCUCUCCCCCUUUGUGUCUGAAUGUUUAUUACCAUGGACCAAAAGUAGUGCAACUCAGGUAAUCAAAGUUUAUAAUGAAGAUAACACCAGCAGAGCAGUAGAAGUUCCCAGUGACAUUACUGCCCGAGACGUAUGCCAGCUUUUUGUCUUGAAAAACCACUGCAUCGAUGACCACAGCUGGACUCUUUUUGAACACCUUUCCCAUCUGGGAAUAGAAAGAACCAUUGAAGACCAUGAGUCCGUUAUGGAGGUGCUAUCAGGCUGGGGGAUGGACACAGACAGCCGGCUGUAUUUUAGGAAGAAUUAUGCAAAAUAUGAAUUCUUCAGGAAACCUCUGGACUUUUUCCCGGAUCACAUGGUCUCCAUAUCCAGUGAAACUAAUGGGAUGGUGGAUCACUCUCAGCUUAUACAGACCUUUCUCAACUCCAGCACUUGUCCCGAGAUACACGGACACCUCCAUGCCAAAGAGCAAAGCAGGAAGUCUUGGAAGAAAUUUUAUUUUGUCCUCCGGAGGUCGGGGCUUUACUUUUCCAAUAAAGGAACUUCCAAGGAACCGAGGCAUCUCCAAUUCAUUGCCGACUUUACUGACAGUGAUGUCUACACCAUCUUGUCAGCCAAAAAACUACAUGGAGCACCUACAGAUUACGGCUUCUGUGUCAAGUCCACAAAGUGUAGUUCAGCCCGGGACUUGAAACUGCUUUGUGCGGAUGAUGAGCCGACCAGAACCUGCUGGAUCACAGCCAUGCGCUUGUUAAAGUAUGGGAUGCAGCUAUACCAAAACUUCAUUCAGCCACACCAGAAACAAAAAGCCUCACCAAUGAGAAGCAUCUCAGAGAACUCACUGGUUGCCAUGGACUUUUCUGGCCAAAAGAGCCGGGUGAUUGAGAACCCGUCUGAGGCGUUGUCUGUGGCUGUAGAGGAAGGCCUGUCAUGGAGGAGGAAAAGCUGCCACCGUCUGAGCGGUCAUGGAAGUCCCUCCACAUCACAGAGUUUAGUGUCAAACAUAGCUCUCCACUUGUCUCAGCCGUGGUUCCACAGCAAACUGUCUCGGGAUGAAGCUCAGCGUCUAAUCACUCAACAGGGUCUUAUUGAUGGAGUAUUUCUUCUGAGGGACAGCCAAAGCAACCCUAAGACAUUCGUACUGUCCCUGUGCCACAUGCAAAAAGUCAAACACUUUCAGAUCUUACCUGUGGAUGAUGAAGGGGAGUUAUUCUACAGUCUGGAUGAUGGUCACACACAAUUCACUGACUUGAUCCAGUUGGUGGAGUUUUACCAGCUAAACCGUGGGGUGCUUCCCUGCAAGCUUAAGCACCACUGUGCCCGGAUCACCCUGUGAACAAGGGAGCCAAGAGAUCCCUCAGGGCCCACGUGCACCUUAACUCCAGGGCCUUUCUGGAAAAACACUCCCAGUGUUCUUGUGCCUUGAAGAAGAAAGAUCUACAAAAUAAUUGAACAGCCAUGCUAACUGAAACCACUGUUAUCUUCAUCUAGACUCCACAUUCAUAAUGUGGUACAUGGUUUGUUCUUUUUUUUUUUUUUCUUUUUCAGAAAAAGCUGAAUUUGACAACAGACUGUAAUAACUGACCACGGGUGCUGAAGAUGGUGUGCGGUUUUGUGUGGUGAAAAUUAUUCUUCGGAUGUGUAAUGUGCCCAUAUGUGGUGGUGAAUCCUUUGUGCAAAGUUCAAACAUGACUUCUUGUCCUGUAUAUUGUAAAGCUGAAUGUGUACUGCAAACAGCUUGUGAUUGUAAUGACAUCAUGGCGCCAGUGAAAGAAAGUAGUUUUUCUCAGUAAGUGACAAAAAGUAGCUUGGAUUUGGUUUUCACUGAAAGCAUUUCAAUAGAAUGUCUACUGCAGUAUGUAUACAGUAAUUAUAUAUAUACCUGUCAGUUACGGUUUUUCAAAGAUAAUGAAGGUUGAAUCCCACCAAGGGCUGUCCCGUUGAAUUUGAGUAAAACUAAGCUAUCGUA
This is a messenger RNA of Xiphias gladius (swordfish), 2429 nucleotides long. RefSeq names its product growth factor receptor-bound protein 14 (gene grb14). Gene Ontology annotation, biological process: insulin receptor signaling pathway; negative regulation of insulin receptor signaling pathway. The record is from RefSeq and is a predicted model, not a curated record. NCBI's taxonomy places the organism in Eukaryota, Metazoa, Chordata, Actinopteri, Istiophoriformes, Xiphiidae. Gene Ontology annotation, cellular component: plasma membrane; cytoplasm. Bases 201 to 1796 code for a protein of 531 amino acids. The transcript has 15 exons.